Messenger RNA from Etheostoma cragini (Arkansas darter), 6592 nucleotides. It is a transcript of the gene b4galt2, whose product is annotated as UDP-Gal:betaGlcNAc beta 1,4- galactosyltransferase, polypeptide 2. The record is from RefSeq and is a predicted model, not a curated record. Lineage: Eukaryota; Metazoa; Chordata; Actinopteri; Perciformes; Percidae. Bases 1155 to 2363 code for a protein of 402 amino acids. Gene Ontology annotation, molecular function: glycosyltransferase activity. Gene Ontology annotation, biological process: carbohydrate metabolic process. The transcript has 8 exons.
GAAAAACGCAUUUCUUGCACAUCCGGGCUUCCGUAGACAGCAGGAGCGAAAGGACCUGCUCGCUGCCACAUCCUGAGAGCAUCCUUUCCCUUUGAUUUCUUCUCAUCCUCACCCAAACACAGCGGAAUGACGGAUAAUCAUGAGGAUAGCAUCUCGCCACAAACCGGUUUGCGGUAGUAAAUUGUUACGGGUUACGUUAGCCGUUUGGCUAGCGUAAUGCUACACAACAUGAGGCUUUUUUUCUGAUAAAGAGCUGACAUAAUAGCCUGCCUCAGUCUGUGGAAACGAACAGGAUAGAGUUAUCUAUCACAGCGAGCUGGGCUGUUUUUUUUUAAACAAACAUUUCCUGCAACAAAAUGCCCAUUUGCAGCUUUUUUCCCUCCUCGGCUGAUGUGAAUGAAACCAGUGGUGCUCCAGUAUGAAGAUGUACAGAUAAAAGUGUUCGCCUGACAACAUCAAGGUGCCUGAGACUUUCCCUGGUUUAAGACUUAGAAAAGAGAAGCAGUAUUCUGGUGAUGACCAACCAACAAACUCUGCGAGUCUGACUAGCCUGAUGCCAUAAGAAAAGGACAUCUGGACUGGAAUGCCAGCGGGACCCACUCCACUGAUGAUGAAUGUUUGUCGGCAGCUCCCACUUGUGCGCCAUCACUUAUCAUUUGAAAGUUUAAAGUAUUAGUUAAUGGACUAAUUGGUCAUCGUAUACUAAUUGGACUGUCUUUUACCAUUGGGAUACCACAUGGCUGCAUCAUCAAUUUGGGACACUGGGAUAGUCACUGACCCAACAUAUGAUCACAUGCCCAUAUCAGCAAAGAUGUAUACAAAAUAAGGGCCUUACAUCUUAGAUUAUACUGAACUCCUCAUUUGUACUUAUUUGCUAUAUCUACAGUUAUGUACGUUAACAAAUAACUUCCUGGAUCAUCUCACUCAGGGACUGAGGUCGAUUACAACAUUUUCGUACUUUUGUCAUGCAGGGACUCUGGGGAUGCACCAGAAACAAGCUGGCAACUAAGACUUGGCAACUCAAUUGUAGCUGACUGUGUAGCCUUCCGAUCAUCAAUCAAUGACCCUAUGACCCCUGCAGAAGUCAGAUAUUUGGGUAUCAGCUAACCACAUGUUCUUACCAGAGAUCUAAUAGCAGCCGUCGGGAUGAGCGCAUGUCUGUAGCCGUGCCGCGCCAGCGUUGUCGAGGCUGGCGGUCAUCUUCCACGGCCAUGACCCGGCUGAUGUUGGGCAGGACUCUGGAGCGCAUCUGUAAAGGCGUCCUGCUGCUCUGCCUGCUCCACUUCCUCAUCAUGAUGAUCCUGUACUUCGACGUCUACACGCAGCGCUUUGACCUCUUCAGCCGCUUCAACAACGGUCGUAACGGAUCCAGGAAUAACGUUAGCGGACCAGCAGGGAGCGGACACCAUUUUUACUAUUACAACCUCUCCAGGCCCAACGCUACGUUAGCCAGCUACCUGGCCACAGGGGAGCAGCUGGUGCCGAGUGUUCAGCCCGAGACCAAUCAGACACCUUCCCCAAAACCGCUGCCGCCGUGCCCCGAGAUCCCACCAGGCCUUGUGGGGCGUUUGUUGAUCGAGUUCAGCUCCCAGAUGACGAUGGAACGAGUGCAGAAAGAAAACCCAAACGUGACAAACGGAGGCCGCUACACGCCUCCUGACUGUCGGCCUAGAUGGAAGGUAGCCAUCAUCAUCCCUUUCCGUCACAGAGAAAACCACCUUAAGUACUGGCUCCACUACCUCCACCCUAUCCUCAGACGGCAGAAGAUUGACUACGGCAUCUACACCAUCAACCAGUUGGGUGAGGACACCUUCAACCGUGCCAAGUUGUUGAACGUUGGAUACACGGAGGCUAUGAAGGAAGCAGAGUACGACUGCUUCAUCUUUAGUGACGUGGACCUGAUUCCAAUGGACGACCGCAACCUCUACCACUGCUACGACCAGCCAAGGCACUUCGCCAUCGCUAUGGACAAGUUUGGCUUUAGGCUGCCCUAUGCAGGGUACUUUGGAGGAGUUUCAGGCCUCAGUAAAAAACAGUUUCUGAAGAUCAAUGGCUUUCCCAACGAGUACUGGGGCUGGGGUGGUGAGGACGACGACAUCUACAACAGGAUCACUCUGAAUGGAAUGAAGGUCUCCAGGCCAGACGUUCGCAUUGGCCGCUACAGAAUGAUUAAACACGAGAGAGACAAACACAACGAGCCCAACCCACAGAGAUUUAAUAAGAUACAGAACACAAAGAACACGAUGAAGAAGGACGGCAUCAGCACUCUGACCUACAGACUGGUUCAGGUCAAAAGGUACCCGCUGUACACAAAUAUCUCUGUGGAGAUUGGCAAACCUCCGCCCCGGCCCUUUAAGGGCUAAUGAGAGAGGAAGAUGAGGGGGUCGACUCAGUGACUGGAGGGAAAAAGACAAGUAGUAGAAGAGUUUAUAGGAUGGAAAUAAAGAGAUCACAUAUCCUUGACAUCUGGAAAGAUGUGAAAGAGAGAGGAGUCAUAAUCACAUCAUUGUCUCUUUCUCUCUUUUUACCCCUCCCUUUGUUUUUCGGGGGGAUUUUAGCUUGCCAUUAACCAGAACUCAGGCUCUUUCCAACUUCGUCAAGCAGCCAAUGGCUUCACACCUCCUACCGUUACUGAUCAGUGACUUCAGAAUUGAAAGAGUGUGGACCAAAGCUUGAAUAUCGGUGGCUGACCAAAGGUGGCGUCAAACUUAGAAGCAGAUUUUUUAUUAAAAUCUUUCCAUUUCCAAUCUUCUGGCAUCCAGUGGCAUAUCGACAGAGGAUAUUGACAGGAACUAUUGCCAAGAGGGUUGAGAUGAGAAAACAACAUCAUUUGAAACUUUGGAAAAGUUUUCAUGGCCUGUUCUGUAACACCGGAAAGCAUCAAGGAUUUUUGGAAUAAUUGACCAAGUUCAUAUAAGCAGAAUGAAAAAGAAAAAUGUCUUUGUACAUGGAGACAGACACGAUACGUGGUACUUGCUGGUUUGGAUAUUAAAUAUCAGGGAAAUAACACUCCUGGUGGACAACAAACCUUACAAACGCCAUAAAACAUUUUACUUUACAGUGAAGAGAGAAGAGGAGGGGGAUUUCUGUUAGAGGCAAACUAACAUUAAAGAAAUAUGAUGACAUGCAGUGACGGUCCAUGGAACUGUAACUGAUGGAUUGCAUAUCAAAGACAUCAUCUGACUCUCGUCUUUACAAAUGAUGCCAAUAGACGUUUUAAUAUUGAGGUCUUUGUCAGGGAGUUUGAGUCUAAUUACUCAAUCAAAUCCUCCGUUAUCAAUAAAUGAAUGUGUAUUGUGCCUGCAUCUACAGUGCUGGGACACGCUGAUAAAACAUGUUCAUCAGCAGCAACAAUCUCCUGAGAACACUUUUUGUUCUCUUUAUUUAUAUAUAUAUAUAUAUAUAUAUAUAUAUAUAUAUAUAUAUAUAUAUAUAUAUAUAUUAAACCGAAAAUGUGUGAUGGAUAGGUUUUGCAACAAAAGUAAACAUGUUGAAGAUAUGACUUGUUUUCUCCUGUGCUGAAUCCAGGGUUGUGGAGCUACCUUGGGAAUGCUUUUGAAAUGAAAUCGGGGAACGGAAGACAACAAGGCCGAUGUACACUGACAGCUCAGUCAUGAUUUUAUCCCAUGAUUUUAUGAUUUCUUAAAACAAGAUUCAUAUUUUGGUAACCUCAGCUGUAAAGGUGGAUUUGGCUUGAGGUACAGUUUUGAUUAAGUAGAAAUAGACAUUUUUCACUAGAAAGUUGAACAUCUAACACAAUUUCUGAACGUACAGUAUAUGGGAAACACGGCGUUAAACUAAGCUGUCUGAAAAGACUCAUGGCACAUUAGGUGUUGUCGAUACAAAAGCUAACUUAAAACUGUCUUCACAGAAAUGACCAGGUGAUAAAUAAUUUUCUUAGCCUACAUUGUAACCUGGACAACGUUUUCACAAAGUAUCACAAGUCAUAAAAACUCUAUUGAUACUGUUACAAUGCCGUGUUCCCUUUCUCUGCUAUCUUUUUUUAAAAUUGAUAUAAAAAGACGAGCACAUCCGGAAAGAGGAAAUUAUGAGGCGGUAGUCUUCUGGUGGUGGAUAUUGUGAAUUUUAAGGCAGUAAUUUGAAGCUGUUUUUUGAGCAGUUUGACUGACAUCUCUAUUGCUGCUUCAGAUUUUAUCAUCAGCUGUCAGUUCUGUAUUUCAUCGCACUUAUCUAUAGAUGACGGAUACAUUUUUUUAUUGUUUUUAUUUUCAAACUUUUUGUCACAUGAGUUUCCUAACUGUCCCUGUGUAAAAAGAAACAAACUAAAUUUCUGAUUAUGAUUUCCGACAUCAGCGUAUUGAAACCGUUUUAUGCGAUUCUCUAUCACUCUUCAUCCUUCGUUUAUUUUUGCUUGUCUCUACUGUUGUUGUUAUUGUCGACGCCUAAACAGCAAACUGAUGCCUUCAGAAGUUAUCUAAACUAAAGGGGCAAGUAAGGUUUUUUUUUUUCUAUUUCAAUGAUCAUUUUUGGGUGUAUAACUAAUCGAUGAUGAUGUGUUUUUUAAGACUGGUAGUACAGAAAUGAACUUAUAUUUGUUUGAAUUUUUAAAAAUCAUGUAAAACCUACACAAAGUUUUUCCACCAAUCUUUGAGAUUUUAAACAGACAGAAGAUGUGUGUGCAAUGCUGUAACUGUUUGAAUUGUAUAUCAUUCAGAACAAGUUGGGGCUUUUAUUUUGGUGAAAAUGGUGUAUUGUUGGCCUCCUCUUUGAUCAGCCUUGAGGCAAAAAUGUUCCCAUCUGUUUGGCUCUCCGUCAUCUUUGCCUGAGCCUGUUGGAAGGUUUGAUUACUCCUCUCAUUCUCUCUCUCUUUCUCUCUCUCGCAUGCACACGCACACGCACGCACACACCCCUUCACACUGUCUUCCUUUUUUCUUUGCAUUAUCUCGCCUUUCAUUGCCUUUUCUUUCUUACACUGCCAGUCCAGGCUGUCUGUGUCAAUGGCACUGUUUUGCUUUGUGGUUGGCCAACUUCAGGCGCAGCUUUGUCUCACAAGAGUGCUUCUUCUUUUAAUAGAUAUCGACAGGGCCUCUCUUUGUGUCUCUGAAUCUGUGCCACUUAUUGUAUCUUUAUUUUUCUAUCUCAGAGUGCAGAACUCUCUUAGGGAGUUGUCCUCAGUGGGCAGGCUACCUAUGGAGAAGUCAAUACAAUCCCUUCUUCAUACUAUAGCUCAUCCAGUGCAAUAUUACAGAUUUGUUCCCAUCUACCAUUUAUCUAGCUUCAAAGUCAUUGUUUCAAGUGUGGCAUGAGGUGAUAACAUGUUUUAAAGGUUGGAUUCCUUUCAGUUUAUAAUGCAGUCAUGCUUCUUUUCCCAAAUAGAUUUCUUCCUCUUUGCCUCUAAUUCAUCUUAUUGAUUUUAAACCCUUGUGAUCAGUACACAGUAUACACAAUUACAGCUGUUGCUUUGAUUUUUUUUCCCCUUCUUACAGUAUUUAAGCAUUAUUUUUCUACUUUCAUAAAGUUAGGUGACUUUUGAAAAAUAAAGAAAUGGUUCAAAUUGAAGUAACAGAGGCCGAGAUAUCCUGACUUUAGUCCAGAAUAAGAGCCUAUCUCAUUAUUUUUUCCCAUAGACAAUGUAACUCACAGCACUUCUACUGCUUGGAUUAGCAUGAAACUUUUCUGGUGAAAUCAUCAGAACAAAAGAUUAACAACGGUGUUAGAACCAUUGUGUUCUUUUCUAGUCUAAAAGAUUGUACAUAAAAACAUUGGUGGAGAUGUUAACUACAUCUCUCAACAUAUAUUUUGGCAAGAAACAUCCAAUCAAGACGCUGUUGAGAUAAAAGAUUUUCCAGUCUACAGCUUAUGGAUGGGGACUUAAUGACCCCCAUUAAUUCAUUUUGGAUUUUUGGGUCAAGCGAGGACAAAUUUGCCAACUACUGGCGCUGUGUUCUGUUCACAAAUUCAAGUUGGAAAAAAUACUUCUGGAAAAAGAAUAUUUUUCCACUUCUCAACUCUAUUAUUUGACUCUCAAAAUACAUUCAGGUCUUGCUCCCUCCACAGAAGACAUUACACAACUGUUUUUACAGGAUGUGUACUCCUCAUUGAACUUUAAAAUUACAGUAGGAUCAAUUCCAGCUUCAUCAAGGCUGUUCUGACAAAUUACAGGCAACCCUUUAUGCGGUCAGUUACAUGAGAAAGUACAAGCUGAGACACAAUAAAGGAAAUAGAAAGAGAGGCCCCAGUGUGCAUAAACAGUAACUUGGGAUAUAGAUUUAAAAGAUCAGCAACAAAAACUCCAGCAAAAAUAGUAUUUGAAAGGUUUCCUUUACUUGAGAAUGAGAACAACUAAGGAGCGCUUGAUGUUUCUUUUAAUGGACUCUUGACUUUUGAAGAUGUUCCAGAUGUUAAGCACACCUCAGGUGGUGAAGAAACUUUGUUUUUUUUCAAAUACAUUUCUUGCUGCAAAGAGCAGAAAGGACUUUCAGGCCUCUGGGCAUUUAAAAAAAAUAAUACUGUAUCUCUAGCUGUUUUUUGUACAUUGAAUGUUGAAAAUGUUAUAUCUUAUAUAGAAUGCAUUACGUCAUAUCAAACCUACUUUUUCUAUACAAUCAAUAAAUCAAAUGGUUAAAAGUUG